Balearica regulorum gibbericeps (East African grey crowned-crane) is the source of this 278-nucleotide messenger RNA. NCBI's taxonomy places the organism in Eukaryota, Metazoa, Chordata, Aves, Gruiformes, Gruidae. The record is from RefSeq and is a predicted model, not a curated record.
GCCAAACCAAAGAAGAAGUGAGAGAGAUCGACAAAGUCAUGUACCAUGACUGGCGUAUGGUGCCCAAGCAUGAGGAGGAGGCCUUCAAGAAAUUCACCCCAGUGCCAGAGGAGACCAUUCGGUACCUUCCGUACCCGCCUUUGCUGCGAGCAAUGAUCCUUGCGCAGUGGCAGAAAGAGGGAAAACCAAUCACAGAGGAGCCAAUGAUUGAUCUGGAGAAGGUAGUGUCCUCUCCCCUUCAGGGCGCAAAGAAAAAGGCUGCAGGGACACCAGUAUAA